AUGCUGUCGUUUUUGGCGUCGGCCUCCGGACCGGCAACAGCUGGUGGUGGGGAAAUCUCAGCGGACGACCUCGCGGCGGCGGACCAGCUAGUGCAGCUCAGCGUCAGCGGCGGUGACGGCAGGGACGAGGAGGACCAGUCCUAUUUGUUGUUGGCCCGCUCAGUGAAAACCGCCGAGGACGAGGACGAGGACGAGGAGGACGCUGCGGGCCGGGGGCUCCUAGACCGGAGGGCAAGGAAGCGCUACCGGCUGGUGUUGGAGCUCUACGCCACCACCAGGCUGGUGAAGGCAGCCGGCGCCGGUGGUGGUGGUGGAAGGAGGCAGAAGGGCAGGGACAGGACAGAGAAUUGA
This is a messenger RNA of Miscanthus lutarioriparius, 351 nucleotides long. NCBI's taxonomy places the organism in Eukaryota, Viridiplantae, Streptophyta, Magnoliopsida, Poales, Poaceae. The record is from the annotation of a GenBank genome assembly.